GAUGAAAUGGGCCUGCACUGGCUGUAAAUGACGGGAGCAGCCCGCAGAGGGCAAAAGGCUGUUUCUUCUAAAGCAGCAAUUUUGCCCAACGCCUCCUCCUUGCUUAUCGAUCUGCAAAAUUUCUGAGCGAAAAAUGGCUCUGCUUCCAUCAGCCCUCUCCGGAACGCCAAUCCAUCAUUCUCACUCAUCAUCCGUAUCUCCCACAAGAUUAUUAUUCCUCCACACCGAAUUUUCUCGCCUCGGACUGACCGCCUCUAACAAGCCCACGACGGUUUGCAUGGGCGGCGGCCCGAGGACCUUCCCGGGAGGAGUGACCAAGUGGCAGUGGAAGCGAAUGCAGGCGAAGAAAUCAAAGCAGCUCCUCAAAGCCCGGCUGGCUCGCGAGCGCCAGAUAUACGAGAUGCGCAAGCGCGCGGAGCUCAAAGCCGCAAUCUCCGAGCUCGAGAGGCCGUGGGAGGCCGUCGAGAAGGCCCCCACUCUCUUCUCUGUCAGCGCCGACGAACAGCUCAAGGUGCUCGCUGACCGUUUCCAGAAGCCGGGAGGGUUUGACCUGUGGUCCGAGAAAGACGGGCCGCAGUUAUUCAAAUUCCAAACUGAAUCCUCCCCCAAUAGAGAAUUCGAGAGUUGUGUCAAUUCAGAUCCAGAAUUGUUGAGCGCCGACAGAACCGCCUCCCAUCCAAAAUCCAGGGGCAGGACUAAUAAUUAUUUCAACAGGGAGGGAAAUGAUAUUCGCUCAGGUGAGAAAAGAAUAUCUGCCGCGGAUGAUCAAGCUGAUGCGGAUUCCAGGAAGGGGAACAGAUCAAGAGGUAGAGGGGUAAACAGGAAACGAAUUGGGAAGGUGAUGACGCUUAAUAAUUCCAACCGGGCAGCGAGCUUGCAGAGUGAUGGUGGACGUUAUGAGUUGGAAGCUGAGAACUAAUGAACCUUUUUCUUAAAAAAGGAAGAUAAUUGUGGGAAGAGGUGAGGCACAAAUGUAUGUCGUAUUUAUCACCUCAAAUGUUUGUACAUUAUUGUAUUAUCUACCAUAAAUCCAAGUAUUUUAAUUGUACCAUUAUUUUAUGAUUUUAAUGGUACACUUAAAUUAAAUUGAAGUUCUGUAUAAAUCAAAACUAUUCACCAAGUCAGUGUACUCAAAUAUACAACUUGAGAACUCAAGUGUUUAUUCAACAAAGUCUACAAUUAAAUCAUCCAAGGUUGG
Messenger RNA from Cuscuta epithymum, 1198 nucleotides. The record is from the annotation of a GenBank genome assembly. Lineage: Eukaryota; Viridiplantae; Streptophyta; Magnoliopsida; Solanales; Convolvulaceae.